Molecule: messenger RNA, 1104 nt
Organism: Glarea lozoyensis ATCC 20868
Lineage: Eukaryota; Fungi; Ascomycota; Leotiomycetes; Helotiales; Helotiaceae
Product: NAD(P)-binding Rossmann-fold containing protein
Exons: 3
Coding region: 1-1104 (367 amino acids)
Molecular function (GO): nucleotide binding
Source: RefSeq, a predicted model, not a curated record
AUGUCCCCCCCAACCCGCGUAGCCUUCAUCGGCCUCUCCGCCUCCGCCUGGUGGGCCGCCGCCGCCCACCUCCCAUACCUGAAAUCUUCGCCCGACUAUGAAAUCGUCGCCUUGUGCAAUAGUUCUGUGGAGAAAGCGCGGGCGGCGAUUGAGAAGUUUGAAUUGGGGAGGGGAGUGAGGGCGUAUGGUGAUGUUGAAGAACUUGCGAAAGAUAAAGAGGUUGAUUUGGUGGUAUGCUCUAUAAACGUAGCUCACCACUCCACCGCCAUCAUCCCCUCAAUCAAAGCCGGUAAAAACGUCUACGUCGAAUGGCCCCUCGGCCAUUCCCUCGCUGACGCUCAAUCCCUCCUCGAGUUGAAAAACUCGCAUAACAUCACGCUAGCGAACGUAGGAUUGCAAGCACGUCAAGCACCGCUCAUCUCUAAGGUGAAAGCGAUUAUUGAACGGGGAGGCAUUGGGAGGGUGUUGAGCAGCACGUGGGCAGGCCAUGGGAUGCAGGGUGGUGGGGAUGUGAGUGAAGGGAUGAAGUAUUUUCUGGAUGCAGGGGUGGGUGGAAAUUUUUGGACUAUUCAUGUUGGUCAUGCUGUGGAUUACGUGCAAGCUGUACUCGGUUACGGCUUCACCACUCCCCCCAAAACACUCCUGCAAACUCGCCGUCCAACGCUGAAAAUCACCGGCAAAGACGGGAGCGUCGUGGAUGAGGCGGCGAAAAUGGAAACUCCCGACACGAUAUUCUUGCACGGGACGCUCAAGAGCGAAGUCCCGCUCUCAAUGACCUUCCGCACCGGCGCGCCAUUCCCCGGGACACCAGGACUGGACUGGCGGAUUGCUGGUGAGGAAGGAGAGAUCAGGAUUACAGCCGGCGGUGCAUUUUUGCAGAUCGGGUAUGAGGAUGCAAAGGUAGAGGUGGUGCGGGGUGGAAAGGUGGAAAGCUUUAAGAUGGGUGAGUUUGGGGAGGAGGAGAUUGACGGGGUGCCGUUUGGGAAUGUGAGUCGAGUGUAUAGGGAGCUGAGGGAGGGGAGAGUGAAUUGUAGUUUUGAAGAGGCGGUGGAACUGCAUAAAGUGCUUGAGGAGGCGUGGAAGGGCAAUGGGUAUCCUGUUUAA